Molecule: messenger RNA, 957 nt
Organism: Ectocarpus siliculosus
Lineage: Eukaryota; Phaeophyceae; Ectocarpales; Ectocarpaceae
Source: the annotation of a GenBank genome assembly
AUGAUGGAGCCUUCGAAAGUCAGAACCAAACCGAGGCGCUCGGUGAGGGGGCCUCGAGGGGUGCCGAACAUUGAACCAGGGACGUUUAAGAAGCCUGGAGUGCUGGGAGGGCUGAACGUGAGCCCGUGGGUGGUUGAGGAGGAGGUUGAACGAGCGCAACGGGUAUUGUCCCAUAAGGCGACAAUUUCCACGAAUCCAGUUGUUUUCCGGAGGAAGCGGGAAGAAGGCGGGCUGCUGGACUACGCAGAAGAGAUGCACGCCGUGAAGCGCUUCCUCGACAAGAUCCACCCUAUCAGGGAUGAGUCCUGCCCGCCCAAGUCAGGCUUCUCCUACUCGGAGAGCUCGAGGGUCAGCAUGGAGUGGGGGGAGGGCACCGGGGGUUCCUUGGGCACGGUGAAGGCUUGCCUGCGAGGGACCAGCAGAUGCGGCGGGAGCGCCACAAGACCCAGCCGCUCUUGUCCGCUACCUUCGCAAAGGUCGAGGUUCGGUCAGUCUUGGGAGACCGAGGAUUUCACAGACGAGGGAUCGCCGCGCAACAACAACCAAGGGCAGGAGGCCGAUCGCGACGGCUCGGGCAUUGAGGUACGACCGAUGUGGAGCCGCCAAGGGCUGCGAGCUACACGGCCCGGCACCACCUCCUCUUCCUUCCAGGGCCCCGCCCUUCGCCCCUUCUCGUCCUCGUGCGACCAGCUAGGCCGCCCGAUGUCUCGGGAGGUUCUAUCCCGGUCCACCGCCGGCCUCAAGCCCCAGCAGUUUGAUACCACGCAGCGCCGCUCGGAGUACACGUGCGCCCUCUUGGGCAGGAGGGAGGCUCGCCAGUCGAGAGAGGCGGGGCGGGUCGUGGCUGCACAACUCGAAAAGGAGAGAAGAAAGAACGCCACCGAGGAACGGGAGGGGAUCGACAAGUUCGAGGGAAGCCUAAAGGAGAUACUGGCGCAGAAGUGGAAGUACCUCUAG